AUGGAGGAAGUAGAGUUGGUGGCGUAUGCGGGGAUUGCGACGAGCAAGGGUAAUAUUCUCGCGGAUUACGGCCGAGACAGGGACGCGUACCGAGAGGCGAUCUCUGCCGCAUUACCCGCUCUCCCGGAACAUGCAUCGCAAAUCUCAAUGGGCCACGGGCGGCUGUUCGUGCUGUUUCUGAUGGCAAAGGACGGGAUCGUCUUCUUCUGUUUGGGCUACGACCCGCUCACCAAGGAUCAGGCGCGCGGGCUGCUGGGGCGCGUGCGCACGGCAUUCCUCUACUCCGCGCGCAAGUGCGACCUGCACUCGGGCGCGCCGCUCCCCGACGCGACGCGCGACAACAUCCGCAAGUCGUUCGCGUCGACCUUCCGCUCGCACAGAGGAAAGAUCGAGGAAGGCGCGCAGCCGCCGCCGCUGACGAUCUACCACGACGCGCCGUUCGCGUAUCGGACCAAGUCGGAGGAUUCGUUUCCCGCAGGUGAGAGUCAGGAUGGGGAGGAGAGCGAGGAGGGUGAGGAAGGGGGGUGGGAUGACUACGAGGAUGAUGGUGAUUAUAGGGAAGGUGAUGGUGGUGGUGGUGGUGGGGAGGACAGGGCAGAGCUUAGGGGGGAGGAUGAAGCGGGCGAUCCUGAGAACUGUGACAAUAGGCGGAGUUCCGCAAACGGGGAAGCGGAAGGGAUGCCAGCGGCCGGUACAGGAACAGGUACAGGGUCAAGAAGCAGAUCGAACGGUCAGGAUCAACAGACGAGAGAGCAGCAGCAAGCAGCUGGGGGGAGCGAUGCUGGGGGUAGGAACAGCAGGGACGGCAGGGAUAAUGAUGAUGAUGACUCAGGGUGGAUUGAUGGUGCCACCCUGGUGACGGGGCAAGCGCUGAAGGGUGCCACGUGGCAGCGCCUCCCCGCGUCGGAUCCGGGAAUCGGGCGGGGAAGAGGCAGGCGGAAAGGGGGAGGUACCGGGCGGAACAGUGGCGAGGGGAGCGGGGGGAGGGGGAGUGCGGGCAGUCGUCUCACGCCGAGACAGAGGCUCCUGCAGGAGGUGGGGGAGGUGCUGGUGGGAGUGGGGGCGGAUGUGUCAGGGUGCGCCGUUGACCCCUGCUUUGACCUCGGUCAACCCAUCCGGCUGGUAGGCCCGUCCCUUGACCUGGGUCAACCCGUGAGACCAGCAGAUAGAAGCAGCCGGUCGGCCAAGGCAAAUGCCGUUGAUAGCAGCAGGGACGGCAGUGAAGGAGAAGGAGGAGGAGAAGAGCUGCAAUCUCGGCCUACCGCAGUCGAACCGUCCCCAGUUGCACCUGCCCGCCCCUCUCCGGGAUACCCCCCCCGAGGCUCCUCCACCCCCCCCAUCGCGCCCUCCUUCGGCUCCCCUGCGGCCCUUCGCGGCUCAGGCUCGGGAAAACGUCUCUCGAUCAAUGAGAGGCCGACACCUGGCAUUGCGGGCAGCAGCGGCAGUGGGUGGAACAUGAGCGUAACGUUACCACCGCAGGCCCUCGCCCAGCUCGCAGCCGCCAUGCAGGAAGGGGACGACGAGGACGGGGGGAAGGGGGCGUUGCGGGAAGGGCAUGGGGGGGAAGGAGAUGGGAAUGGGGGUGGGGAGGAGGGAGGGGGUCCUGGGGUGGGGUUUGAGCGGCGGAGUGUAUCGGCAGCGGUGGCCGCGGCGCAGAGAGGGGACCGCGCGUUUGUGCACAGCCACAGCUGGAACGUACGAUCGAGUGGCCUGGACGAGGGGGAGGAGGGCGAGCGGGGAGAGGGCGGAAGGGGUGGAGAGGGGUGGGAAGCGGUGCAAGGAAGAAGGACAAUGAGCAGUCAAGGGAGGAAGGGUGCGGUUUCAGGUGUGUCUCCUGGCAUGUCGCCUUCGGGUUCCAUCACACCGUCACGGCUGUCCAGACUGGGCUCCUCUGCUUCUCCUUCCGCUGCCACUGCUGCGGUCUCCUCGCAUGCCUUUCCGGACAUGGAGGGCUCGUAUAGUCACGCUUCAAGAAGCAACUCUUAUAGUCACACCCCAGUGGAAGGGCCACACAGGAGCAGCCCUCUGCGGGACUCGAACCUCCCCCCUCGGUCGAGCCCCCUGGCUCGAGAGCUCGCGGAUUUGGAGAAGGAAGCCGGAUCAGUACAGUCUGUCCCCGUUAUAAGCUCAUCUUCUCCAGGCAGAGUUGCUUUUCCGGAUUUGGCACCUGCGGGUAACAGAAGAAGCAGCCUAGCGCAAGAGAUAGAGGAGCUUGAGGGAACAGGCGCAGGUGCAGAGCACAAUGUCAACAGGAGCAGUACUGCUUUCGGUCCUACUGGCAGGACCGCUGGUGGUAACCCUAGUGCUGGUGGUUACUCUCCUGGUUACCCGCGCGGUGACAGUGGCAGAAGCGGCAGUGCCAGCAGCAGCCGCAGGUCCCUUGGUGCGGGGAGCGGCGGGGACAUAGCCACUGGUGUUGCCACUGGUGUGGCCACUGGUGGGGACAUCGCAGUUUUUGGUGCGUCUCAGAAAUGGACUUCACCGCCGAGCUCUAGCUCAGAAUGGAAACCCGGGCCUGGGAGCGACAGUGGUGUUCCAAUGGCUGGGAGCGAUGGUUACCACGUAACCGACCGGUUCGGUGCAUCUACGAGUAUUGUGUCCGAGCCGUCUGCGUCGCCUCGGUCUCCUGCGAGUUCUGUCGCUGUUCCUGUCCUCCGCCGAACCUACACGGACUGCGACCGGCAUGCUGCGGCAGGAGGUUUGGGGGGAGGUGCGGAAGUAGCAGCAGCUGGUGGUGCGGCUGGUUCUGGUGUGGCAGAUUCAACAUAUCUGGCCUCGCCUGGUGGUUCGAUGCACCUGGCCUCGCCUGCUCGCUCCUGCGCAUCCAGUAUAGAUGGUCGUUCCGAGGUAAUGCUGCGAUCCCCACAGUAUGGACGAGCAGGAGCAGCAGGAGUGGGAGCAAAGGGAGGAGCAACAGGAGGAGUAUCACCUGCAAGAGCAGCAGCAGGACAGACUGACUCUCCUGCUACUGCUUUCGCCCCCUCCUCGCCUGCUCCUGACCGUACCAGCCGCCCUGCUUUCCCCGACUACCAGAGCUCUCCCUCCGCUUCCCCCAUUUCCACCACUUCCCCCUCACGCUCCCAAGCCCCGCCCGUGCCUCCCUCCUCUAAACCUAGACGUACUUCCAAGGUGUUUAAAGCGUUUGGGCCUAAAAGCCCGCUGAACACGGUGAAAUCCGGAGGGUUCUGGCCGGUGCAGAGCGGUUGGGGGGGUGGAGACGCCAGCCCUGCCAGUAGCACUGCUAGCGGGUUCUCUGCUGCUGCGCCCACUGCUGCUGCUGCUGCUGCUGUUGCUGCUGCUGCCGAGGCUUCUGGUGCUGCUGGUAGUUCCACUCCUGUUGCCGCUGGCUCUGGUGGUUUGAUGAGUAGCAGUAGUAGUGGCAGCAAUCAGAAGGGAGGGGAAGGUUCACUCGGAAAGAUGUGGCUUAAGCUGUUUGGGAAAGGUUGGAGCAAAGGGGGUGGACAGGGAGGGGGGAGCGAGGAGAUGGAGGAGGAGGAGGAAGGGGCGGGGAGGAGAGGAAGGAGGUUGUCACUUCAAGGGUCUAGGAGCGAAGCCGGAGCAGGGAGAGGGGAUGAAACGGCUGGGCAGAUUCGGGGCAGGUUACGAAGAAAUUCUCUAUCUACCCGGCUGGAGAAAGUGGGGCUUCGGGCGAGCGCAACCGCUGGAUCGAACCCAUGGGGCGGGAAGGGAGAUGGGGGGAGCGAAGGUGCUGGGGGCAACGAGCGUGGGGCCGAGGGAGAGGCUUGGCAGAUUACGAGUUCAGGGGGGAGGAUGGACGGGAGCGCAGCUGAGAGGAAAGAAGAGAGGAACGAUGGAGGAAGGGAGAAGGCAGGUGGGAGUGGGUCCCAAGGGGGGGAGGAUGAUGGGGAGGGGUUGUGGAGGGGCAAGUUGAAGGUGCUGGGUGGGGGGAAGGCGAAAGGCAGGGCUAGCUACUCUGUGUGA
This is a messenger RNA of Closterium sp. Naga37s-1, 3942 nucleotides long. The record is from the annotation of a GenBank genome assembly. Lineage: Eukaryota; Viridiplantae; Streptophyta; Zygnematophyceae; Desmidiales; Closteriaceae.